AUGGGUGAACGAAAGGUGCAAGCAAAGUAUUAUCCACCGGAUUUUGAUCCGUCACGUCUCCCUCGCAUCAAGAAGAAGCGCCAGAACGACGAUGCCGUGCGCUUCAUGCUUCCUAUGUCGGUACGCUGCGAAACGUGCGGGGACUUCAUGGGCACCGGUCUCAAGUUCAAUGCCCGCAAGUCAGACACGGAGGAGACAUAUCUCGGUAUUCGUAUCUUCCGCUUUUCGAUGAAGUGCAAGGGUUGUCCGGCUACUUUUAUCAUCAAGACAGACCCGAAGAAUGGCGAUUACAUUUGCGAGUCUGGCGUAAGACGCAAUUAUGAGCCAUGGCGGGCUGCCAAGGACGCGGAGGAAGAGGGGAAGGAGGAGAGGAAACGGCAAGAUGAUGAUGCCAUUCAAGCGCUUGAGAACAAGACUAGGGAUGCAAAAGAGGAAAUGGAGGAGCUUGAUGCCCUUGAUGAGCUGAAGUCUCUAAAUGCGAAGCGAGCGAGAGUCAAUGUGGAAGACGUGCUUUCGCGGGGGCGGGAUGCCGAAAAGCGGCGUGUCGAUGCAGAAGAGCUGGAGAUCCUCAGAGAGGCUAAGAUUGCCUUUGAACAGAGGCGAAAUUUGGUUGGAAAGUUUGACGCAUCAGAAAGGCAUCUUCCCACACCUAGAAGCGAAGGAAAUCCCAAGCGUAUGGGAAAUGAUCCCAAUCAGAGCACACCAAAGAGGCGGGCGUUCGGUUUGAAAAUCGUCAAAACUAUCAAGAAAGCCAACUCAUUGGCUUCUGCUGUGGUCAAGAGCGACUCUGCGAAGACGACCGCAUCAUCUGACCAAGACCUGGUUGGAUAUGAUUCAAGUAGUAGUGAUGGUGAAUAA
Messenger RNA from Chondrus crispus (carragheen), 858 nucleotides. Its product is annotated as Coiled-coil domain-containing protein, putative. The transcript has a single exon. Gene Ontology annotation, biological process: mRNA splicing, via spliceosome. The record is from RefSeq and is a predicted model, not a curated record. Bases 1 to 858 code for a protein of 285 amino acids. Lineage: Eukaryota; Rhodophyta; Florideophyceae; Gigartinales; Gigartinaceae.